AUGCAAUCCAGCGAACUUGAGCUCUGCCUCAUCUGCCGCAAAAUCAACACCGAUCCUGAUCGACGCCCAACAGUCGGACUACCUUUCAUCAUCUGCUCAGAAUGCUACACAGAGCAUUCUUCCAAGCUUGGUCAUGACAACUUUGACUAUUUCAAAGACGUCGCUGCCAUUACUCCACUGGUCAUCCAUGACGAACCACCUGCUGCAUCACCGAAAACGCUAGCGAAAGAGGACGAGAGUCGUCAAGCUCGAGCAACUUUGGAAUGCAGUGAUGAGUGUUCUAGUGGAAUUGACCAGGGUGGAAAUGAUGAGCUGACGCUUCCGAUCAUCGACGAAGAGCCAUUUUUCGUUGAAUUUACAGAUUUGCUGACGAAACACGAUGACAGUUGUCAAGCUGGAGCACUUUUGGAAUGCGAUAUUGAUGGUUCUAGAGACGACCAAGAGAAGUCUGAUAAAAUACCCAGGAUUGAAAUAACACUGGUCGAUGAUGACAUUGACGAGACGACAUUCGAAGACUUCUGGAUUCCAAUGGUAGAUGAGUUAGAUGAGCUACAGGAAAUCUCCACAGUCCGCCCUCCAACAAGGAGAUCGGAAAGAGAAGAUUCUCCUCCAUCAGUAGUAAGCGAGACAGACUCAGAAUCCGGUGCUGACGGCGCAGUUGAUGUCAUCGCUCUUCAAAACCCAGCUGAGGAUCUUGAUACCGUAACUCAGAUCCUAGUAACUCAUCAACCAGAAGUCUCUGUUGACUACGAAUGUAGAAUUGCAGCCCGGUAUCAAUCGAUGCUCAAGGAGCAUAGGCCGCAGCUGAAGAAGAAAAGAGGUCGAGCCUCACUAAAGAUAGGUAUUCCUACCCCUCAGAGCGAAGAGAUUGUUGCUAGCGAAGAGCCGGUACCAAGCGAGACUUCUCUUGAAGCUCUCCCGCAAGGCAAGAAACCAUCUUCCGUUUCUCGGUCUCUACCAGCUAAACCUAUUAGACCACCUCUAAAGAAGAGAUCAGCUACCUCUACCUCAACUCAACCAAACAGGCCAACCACUUCCACACCCACCGAGCUGAAAACUCUCACUCUCCCACCCUCCAAGAGCCCAGCCGUCUCUCCAUCCACCGAGCUCAAAACCCCAACAUCAACUCCUGCUCCACCGAAGAGUCCGAUAACAUCAGUAAGACCAACCCGCGCCUUCACCCUCCGCCAACAAGCAGCAUAUCUUCUUCAACACGCAGAUGAGCCGCGUGGACCGAAACCAGUUGGCCCAAAACCACUUAAAUCAAGUAGGUUGCCCAGGGCAAAGGGUAGGAAGAAGAAGAUCCAGUUUGUGAAGACAAAUUUGGGGCGGAUUGAUGAGGAGGUGAAGGAGGAGGUGCAGAUGGAGGUUGUAGAGGAGGAGGAAGAGAGGGGAAGGAGGAGGACGAGGGAUUAG
Molecule: messenger RNA, 1416 nt
Organism: Glarea lozoyensis ATCC 20868
Lineage: Eukaryota; Fungi; Ascomycota; Leotiomycetes; Helotiales; Helotiaceae
Exons: 1
Coding region: 1-1416 (471 amino acids)
Source: RefSeq, a predicted model, not a curated record